Molecule: messenger RNA, 972 nt
Organism: Glycine soja
Lineage: Eukaryota; Viridiplantae; Streptophyta; Magnoliopsida; Fabales; Fabaceae
Product: F-box/kelch-repeat protein At3g23880-like
Exons: 4
Coding region: 1-972 (323 amino acids)
Molecular function (GO): protein binding
Source: RefSeq, a predicted model, not a curated record
AUGCGAUCAGAGAAGAAACCAUGGUCGCCACUCCUCUGUGACGAACUCAUCAAGGAAAUCUUGUCUCGUCUUCCCGUGAAACCUUUGAUCCAAUUCAAGUGUGUGUGCAAAGGAUGGAACUCCCUGAUGUCAGAUCCCUAUUUCAUCAAAUUGCACCUUAGCAAAUCUGCUGCGAAGGACGAUUUGGAACACCUUCAACUGAUGAAAAAUGUCUGCCUCGGAUCCAUCCCUGAAAUCCACAUGGAAUCGUGUGAUGUAAGUUCGUUAUUCCAUUCCCCACAAAUUGAAACGUUCUUGUUCAAUUUCGCAAACAUGCCAGGUUACCAUCUGGUCGGUUCAUGUAAUGGGUUGCACUGUGGGGUUAGCGAAAUACCAGAAGGAUACCGUGUUUGUUUUUGGAACAAGGCGACAAGGGUGAUAUCCAGAGAAUCGCCAACGCUGUCUUUUUCCCCGGGCAUUGGUCGUAGAACAAUGUUUGGGUUUGGCUAUGAUCCGUCAAGUGACAAAUACAAGAUUGUAGCAAUUGCAUUGACUAUGCUUUCACUUGACGUAUCUCAAAAGACUGAGAUGAAAGUUUAUAGCGCAGGUGACAGUAGUUGGAGAAACCUUAAAGGUUUUCCUGUUCUUUGGACUUUACCUAAAGUUGGUGGAGUGUAUCUGAGUGGAACCCUUAAUUGGGUUGUUAUUAAGGGAAAAGAAACCAUUCAUUCUGAAAUCGUUCAUCCGCCACUACCAAUCAAUUGCUUGCUUGAAUCGCUGUUUGGAGGUUUGGAGAGCGAGAACACCUGUUCACGUUUUUGGGCUUUGGCUGACAAGUAUAGCAGGUUAUUCAACAAUUCUUGUAAUCCGAAUGCCCUGGUGGCUGAAAUGGGAUAUUGGGUACCCUCCCAAACAAACAAUGUUAUUUUUAGAGGGGCCAAUGGGAAUUGGGAAGCUGUGUUGUGUGGCCGCAUGGGAUCUGGCAAAACAUAG